CAAAGCACCACAGUAUGUGAUGAUAUCCACAAUUCAAGUGGAAUUAACCACCCGAGUAAUCCGGAAGAGUUUGGUGACUUUAGUGAACAAGACAAUAAUUUCAGUCACAAUAUUUGUAUGGACAUUGAAUUUGACCAUAUUUCGAGUGCUGAAAUUAUGAGCUUAAAUUCUCAGGUUGAUGAAGAGAUUCAUAAUAUGCAUGUUCUCAACCAUUCUGAACCCACACACAUUGCAUUGAAUAGCAUCUAUGGAAGCAAGAAGGAACUUGAUUUUCACUUAAAGAUGUAUGCGAUUACCAACUUCUUUCAGUAUAGAACGAAGACAUCUUGCCCGAAGGUUUUGCAUGUUGUGUGUGUUGACCCUGACUGCAAGUGGGCUGUGCGUGGUGUGUGCAUUGACGGAGUGUCAUUGUUUCAAGUGAAAAGAUUUGACUCUGAGCACACAUGCCCCAUUGAUGUACGUCAACGAAAUAGCCGUCAGGCUACGUCCAGGAUUAUUGCCGAACUUAUCAAACAUGAGUACGGUGAUGCAUCCAAUAAGCCAUACCCUCCAAAAUCAAUUAUGCUUGAUAUGCAGACCAAAUACGGCAUUUACAUGUCAUACAAAAAAGCAUGGAUUGCCAAAGAAUUGGCAAUGGAACUGGCUAUGGGAUCCGAAAAGGAUUCAUAUGCACGCUUACCUUCAAUGUGCCAUGUGCUUGAAAGGAGUAACCCAGGUUCUAUAGUUUCUUAUUCGUGCAAGGAAAAUGGUGAAUUUCAUAAUUUUUUCAUGUGCCUUUCUGCAUGGAGGGAAGGUUGGAUUAAUUGCAUUCCGG
Molecule: messenger RNA, 814 nt
Organism: Cuscuta europaea
Lineage: Eukaryota; Viridiplantae; Streptophyta; Magnoliopsida; Solanales; Convolvulaceae
Source: the annotation of a GenBank genome assembly